Molecule: messenger RNA, 2603 nt
Organism: Etheostoma cragini (Arkansas darter)
Lineage: Eukaryota; Metazoa; Chordata; Actinopteri; Perciformes; Percidae
Gene: cdca7a
Product: cell division cycle associated 7a
Exons: 10
Coding region: 133-1341 (402 amino acids)
Biological process (GO): regulation of DNA-templated transcription
Cellular component (GO): nucleus
Source: RefSeq, a predicted model, not a curated record
AGGACUUUCCGGUGGCGCGGGAAAUGAACAGAGUGGGAACUGCCUGCCGCUGCAGGAUCUGAUUGUUCUCGGCUGAGCUGCUGCACGGUGUGUUUCUAUCGCUGUUUAUGUGCGAAGAUAGUUAAAAGAAAAAUGCCAUCCACCCGCUCCAAGAAACUGGCAGCACAGGCUCCAUACACCAGGAUGAGUUUAAGGAGCUUCCGCACUGUCCCUCUGGUUCCCAUGGAGACUUCCUCUUCUUCCUCUGAUGACAGCUGUGAUAGCUUUGGCUCUGAUGGAGGCUUUGCAAAUACGAGGAACAGCUUAAGACAGACGAGGCAGAGGAUGGCAGAGAAACCAAAGAUGUUUAAGACUUCAUCAGAGGAGGAUACAUGCAGCGGGUUUGAGGAGAGUGAGAUCAACAGUCAGAUGAAAGCCAUGAAAGUAGACUCUGAACCUCGGAGACGUGGCCGCAGGUCCACCGUCUUGAAGGUUGCCAUGCCAUUCCCCAACAAGAAGACAGGCAAAAAGAGGCCUGCGUCCGAACCGUUCCCUCAAAUUAAAGUAGAAGACUCCGACUCUGAGGAAGAGGAGAACUUCAUGCACAAGAGAGCUCUGAAUAUUAAGGAGAACAAAGAAAUGCUGCAAAAGCUCAUGGCAGAACUGAACAAGGUGCCCGGACUCUUCCCAAGACGAAUGGCAAUGUCUGCAUCCACUACGCCUCAACAAGCACCUCGACGGGCAAUGGGAACUCCAAGAGCUUGUAGGAGAAACCCAGAGCGUUUGUCUCGUCCCCACACGCGGUCCCGCUCACUGGUGGACGGACCCCCCAGCCCAACUCCAGAGGAAGAGCCCGAGGACAAGUUUAGUCUGGUUCGCAAAAGCGGCUACAGUGAGGACUAUGAUGAGCCUCCCCGUCGUCGUAUCUUCAACAGUACCAAGGCCAUCCCUCAUGUAGUGCGGCCUGUGGAUGACAUCACGGAGGCGGAGCUCCAGAGCAUCUGCCACAAUGUGCGGGACAAAGUCUACAACAGCUCCACUGGGUCCACUUGCCACCAGUGCCGCCAGAAAACCAUCGACGCCAAAACCAACUGCCGUAAUCCAGAGUGUGUGGGGGUGAGGGGUCAGUUCUGCGGCCCUUGUCUCCGUAACCGUUAUGGAGAGGAGGUCCGUGAUGCUCUGCUGAAUCCAGAGUGGCAGUGCCCGCCAUGCAGAGGGAUCUGUAACUGCAGCUUCUGUCGGGCCCGAGACGGUCGCUGUGCUACAGGAGUGUUGGUGUACCUGGCUAAAUAUCAUGGAUUUGAUAAUGUGCACUCCUACCUUAAAAGUUUGAAAAAGGAGAUGGAAGAAAUCAUCGAGUGAAGUGUGGAGAAAGGAGCUGGACCUGACUGACCUGCUCUGUGACUAUUUUUACCUACCCAGAGUCCAAAUAUUGUUCAUGGUGUUUCAAGCAUUAUAACACAAUGCUUAUUGUUGUUCCUGUUUAUGAAAUUUCAAAAAUGUUUAGCAUUAGCUGACAUCUGGAAGAGGCACAUGCAGCUGGAUGCUUUGUUUUUGUGUAACAUAUUUUCCUGCUUGGUCUGUUUGUUGUGGACAAAAAACAUGUUUAGAACAAUUUCUCAACCUUAAAUUGUUGACUUCCAAACAUACUUCUAUGAUCUUAUGUGUAUGUUUUUAAGACAAUUGAUGUACAUAUUCUCCUAGCAUGGAAAAAUGAAAUCCCUUUUAUAGCUGUAUCAUCCUCCAUGCUGCAAAGUCAGGCUUGAUUAGAUUUACUGUAUUUUACAUUGUUUUAAAUGUACAGAUUUAACACUGUCUACUCUGACAGAAAUUGGCCUCCAAGGGAUUCAUCAGUGCCUUUUUUUUCUAGUUUAUGCUUGUGUUUUUACAAGUUGGCUAACCUUUUGUAAGUCUGCUGAAAGUGUAAAUGUAAAACCAAAACAAAAUAUUUGCUUUGGUUGGGGUGUCCUGUAGAAGAGGUCGAAUGAGCUGCAUACUGCAUCUGAGGGCAGGUGGAAAGAGCGUAGACUCUGGGGUCCACUGCCUCUCACUUCUAAACCGAAAGGAACUAUGUGAUAUACUACAGCGCCUGGUUAAAUAUCCUUCAUUAGAUAACUGUCACUAAUGGUGUGGAAACAAUUAGCACACUCUAAUGGGAAUCUCAUACCUGUAAAUCAUUUUAUCCUGUUAAAGCACAUUCUCGCUCUGCUCCAGUCUCUUUGGCUCAUUUUCUGCCUUACACUGUUAAGUAGGAAUGGUUGAAGGUGCCACUGAAGUGGCAAUAGAGUUAUGGCCUGCAUUUUCUGUUCAGAAGUGCGAUUCUCUACGCGAAAUGACAUGGAAUUAACCUUUGUGUCGCUCAUCUUUGAAAUGUACUUCAUUCGACCUGCACCGGGACACACUGAUUAUAUGAUACUGUUUCAAAAAAUAAUCAACGGUUGGAUUUCUUCCUCUUCAGCGUAAUGGCAGGUGGAGUUUAUAUUACUGCUGCUUGUGUUGAUCAGGCACUGACGGCACAAAUAAUGCUGACCGGUUCAUGGGAAUAUACUGUAUGUUCUAGUGAUGUUUGCUUUGUGUUCAUUUGGUUAGCUACCCAUUUUUAUUAAAGCAUUUAUCACUGCAAA